Spea bombifrons (plains spadefoot toad) is the source of this 993-nucleotide messenger RNA. It is a transcript of the gene MRRF, whose product is annotated as mitochondrial ribosome recycling factor. The transcript has 7 exons. Gene Ontology annotation, cellular component: mitochondrion. Bases 117 to 866 code for a protein of 249 amino acids. Gene Ontology annotation, biological process: translation. The record is from RefSeq and is a predicted model, not a curated record. Gene Ontology annotation, molecular function: ribosomal large subunit binding. Lineage: Eukaryota; Metazoa; Chordata; Amphibia; Anura; Pelobatidae.
CGUCGCGUUCCAAUGACGUCAGGAGAACCGAACAGACUAGAGAAGCAUAGUCAAUUAUCUGAAGAGGCUGGGUUUAUAGCCGUGUAACACAGUGACCGAGGUACUGAAAUCCGGUUAUGGCGUUAAGGUGUCUGAGGAACGUUACGCCUAUGCUACUGCAACUGAGAUCCGUUGGAGUGGCAGAGCUACCAGUAGUACAAUGCCACAAAAAUCCACAUAUCACCUUUCUGAGCAGACACCUUGCUACCAAGAAAAGCAAAACCAAAAGUAAAGCACAGUCUCAAACCAGAAUAAAUAUAAAUUCAUCUUUAGUUGAAGACAUCAUUAACUUGGAAGACGUUAAGCAAGAAAUGAGAAAUGUGGUUGACAAUCUUAAAGAAGAUUUUAACAAAAAUCUUAGUAUUAGAACCUCCACAGGAGCUUUUGAUCACAUCAAUGUGACUACAAAAGAUGGAAAAUUUCCAUUAAAUCAGUUGGGACAAAUUUCCUUGAAAUCUCCUCAGUUAUUUAUAAUUAACAUGGCGGCUUUUCCAGAGAGUGCUGCUGCAGCUGUGAAUGCGUUAAGAGAUAGUCGUAUGAACCUAAAUCCAGAACUCGAUGGAACAAUAAUCCGUGUGCCGGUUCCGCAAGUGACAAGAGAACACAGGGAGAACUUAUGCAAGCUUGCGAAACAGCUCACCAACAAGGCCAAAGAUUCUCUACGUAGGGCCCGCUCCAAUGCUAUUGUGGAAGUCAAAAAAUCCAAAGGCGAAGUGUCAGAGGAUACAAUUAAACUACUUGAAAAACAGAUCCAGCAGAUAGCUGAUGAUAUAGCGGCAGAAAUGGACAAACAGUUGGCAGCCAAGACAAAAGAACUUUUGAAUUAAGACAAGUGAAAUAAACUAAUUAAAAAUGGCAUUCACUUCUUAUCUUCUAUGGGACUAAGAGACUUGAGUGUUCUCUUGAAUGGGAAUAAAGGAGCAAUCAUGCAGUGCACAAUCUAAGUCAUAUAAA